This is a messenger RNA of Penicillium brasilianum, 5693 nucleotides long. The record is from the annotation of a GenBank genome assembly. Lineage: Eukaryota; Fungi; Ascomycota; Eurotiomycetes; Eurotiales; Aspergillaceae.
CUCCCUCUUAACUGGUUCUGCGCCCCGCGCGCCCCGACCAAAGCUCGGCUCCUCCCCACAAUCUUCGAAAAAAAACCCGAACCCUCCUCAGUGGGUCUUCUUUGUCGACACGGGGCUGCCUGGCCCGGAGUUUACCAAUCGCUAUCUCAUCAGCCUCGUCAACCUGCCAGAUAACAAGGUUACAAAGCCUAAGCACCAAUUAUGCAACGCAAUUCGGAUUGAUCACAAGAGUCAUGAUGAGCCAGAACAGACGUGUAGCCUCCAAACCCAAAUCGGACCCCGCCAUGUGGGUUACUACGACUCUCCGAGCCUGGGCAACUCAUGGCUGAUUCCAAAGCAACGCGGACUCGAUCCGCCACCGGAAGUUGCCGUCUUGCCGUUUAAGGACAUCAAAUCCCCACAUCCUCGAGCCAGUCACUGAGCCAGUAGCCAGCCGCGGGCUCUGGGCAAAGGUGCACGCUCCGGGGUUUUCCCGCAUGGCGGGCACUAUUUCCAUCUGGCCUGCAUGCACAAUCGAUGGUCACGUUGGGUUUCCGACAUGCUGAAUCCAUGAAUCAAGUCAAGAUCAACGCAUGCACGCCCUAUCCCGAUCGUUGACAUGUCCACCGCUAGUUUCUCAUGGUCGAAUUGUCUAGACAUUAUACCCCGGCCUCUCCACCACAUCCCCGGAACCAUGUCUAGGCGGGGCCGAUGUGGGCACAUGGCAUAGGUCCGUGAUUUCGAAGAAUUAAUUCGGACUUCGGGGUUUACGCUACGGAGUAUGGACCGUUUUAGCCUGGCGGGCUUGGCUUCAUGUCAAUUUUUUACGUUUUUUUCCCUUCGAGGUUCUUCUCCUUCCUAUUCACAUAUCUGGAUCUGAUUCGGCUUGCCCAAACCCUCCCACUCAGUACACCUAUUCUGGUCGACUUCUUUCGGACUGCGCAGGCCUUGCAAAAGUUACUGGUGCUGGGGGUUGAGCUGUUGAAAGUCACUACUUUAAUCAAUUCUUUAUCGGUUGCAUGCCUCCUUAUUUCUUGUUGUAAAUGAUGAGCACCAUGGAUGACAAGUCGCCAACGGGCGACGCGAGUACGAGUUCGGACACUGAUUCCCGUCGCUCAAGCAACAACUAUGAGCAAGGCCGGGAAGAGCUUCGCAUUUCUAACCCACAAGGCAUGACAAUGACUCAGGACGGUGUUGAUGUUGAAAAGGCCCAGUUUGAAUUCUCGGAGCUCAACAGACAAUUUUCCAGUAUUUCGCAUCAAGCUCGUAGACUGUCAAAACAGGCAUCCCGGGCCUCGAAGCCCACUGCCACCUUGGAAGACGUUGAAAAGGCUGGAAGCUCGGCCGACUCGGAGGAACCAUGGGACCUGGAGACAACCCUAAGAGGCAACCGAGCCGCAGAGGAGGAAGCGGGGAUCAAAGACAAACAUAUCGGCGUCAUCUGGGACAAUCUCACAGUUCGCGGCAUCGGCGGCGUGAAGACGUUCAUAAAAACCUUCCCCGAUGCGAUUAUUGAUUUCUUCAACUUCCCCGAGACCAUCAUGCAGAUGCUGGGCUAUGGAAAUAAAGGCAAAGAGUACAAUAUCCUGGAGGGCUUCCGAGGUCUGACGAAACCUGGAGAGAUGGUGCUGGUCCUCGGACGACCGGGUUCUGGGUGCACCACAUUUCUCAAAGUCAUCGCGAAUCAGCGGUUUGGGUACACCGGUGUCGAUGGGGAGGUUCUGUAUGGUCCUUUUACAUCCGAGGAAUUUGCAAAGAGAUUCCGAGGCGAGGCUGUAUACAACCAAGAGGAUGAUAUCCACCAGCCCACUUUGACCGUCAAACAAACGCUUGGGUUUGCGCUAGACACGAAGACCCCCGGGAAGCGACCCCAUGGUGUGUCCAAGGCCGAAUUCAAGGAAAAAGUCACCAAUAUGCUGCUGCAUAUGUUCAACAUUGCGCACACUGCCAAUACUGUCAUUGGAAACCAGUUUAUUCGCGGCGUAAGUGGUGGCGAGAGACGGCGAGUUAGUAUCGCGGAAAUGAUGAUUACUAGUGCUACAGUCUUGGCCUGGGACAACUCCACUCGAGGUUUAGAUGCCUCGACGGCGCUGGACUUUGCAAAGUCACUUCGCAUAUUGACCAAUAUCUACAAGACUACAACCUUCGUUUCGCUCUAUCAGGCAUCCGAGAACAUCUAUAAGCAAUUUGACAAGGUCCUUGUCAUUGACAGCGGCCGCCAAGUUUUUUUCGGCCCUACGGACAAAGCUCGUGCAUACUUUGAGGGACUAGGCUUCCGAGAAAAACCUCGCCAGACAACCCCCGACUACUUGACUGGCUGCACUGAUCCCUUUGAGCGGGAAUUCCGAGAUGGAAGGAGCGCCGAGGACGUGCCUUCAAACCCCCAGGCCCUGGUGGAAGCCUUUGAGAAGUCUUCAUUCAGCACGCAGCUCCAGGAAGAGAUGCAGGCGUACCGCUCGCAGGUUCAACAGGAAAAUCAGGUCUACAAUGACUUCGAAAUUGCCAACCUAGAAGCCAAACGCAAAUUCACGUCCAAGUCCUCUGUCUACUCUAUUCCUCUUUAUCUUCAAAUCUGGGCCCUGAUGCAACGGCAGUUCUUGAUCAAAUGGCAAGACAAGUUCGCUUUGACUGUGUCCUGGAUUACAUCUACCGGUAUUGCAAUUAUUCUUGGCACUGUGUGGCUGAAACAGCCCGAGACCAGUGCCGGUGCUUUCACACGUGGCGGUCUCCUGUUUAUCAGUCUACUGUUCAAUGGCUUCCAGGCUUUCUCUGAGCUUGCGGGUACUAUGAUCGGUCGAUCCAUCGUCAAUAAGCACCGGUCAUUCACGUUCUAUAGACCAACUGCACUCUUUAUUGCUCAAAUCAUUGUCGAUACAACUUUUGCCAUUGCACGAAUCCUGAUAUUUGCCAUCAUUGUCUACUUUAUGUGUGGCCUUGCUCUUGAUGCGGGUGCAUUUUUCACCUUCGUCUUGAUCAUUCUUACCGGAUACGUCUGCAUGACUGUUGUUUUCAGAACGAUUGGCUGUCUCUGUCCCGACUUUGAUUAUGCCAUGAAGUUUGCUGCAGUGAUUAUCACUCUAUUUGUCUUGACUUCUGGCUAUCUCAUUCAAUGGGCCAGCGCACAAGUCUGGCUGAGGUGGAUCUACUAUCUCAAUCCGUUUGGUCUCGGCUUUGCAUCGCUCAUGGUCAAUGAGUUCAGCCGCCUGACAAUGACUUGUACAAAGGACUCCUUAGUGCCAAGUGGCUCCGGCUAUACUGACAUUGCUCACCAGGUGUGCACUCUUGCGGGUGGUGAGCCGGGAUCCGCCAUCAUUCCGGGCUCGAACUACCUAUUGUCUACCUUUAGUUACGCAAAGAGCGAUCUUUGGCGGAAUUUUGGAAUUAUGCUUGCUCUGAUUGCAGCUUUCCUGGCUUCCAACCUGUAUCUUGGCGAGACUGUCCAAUUUGGCGCUGGUGGCAAGACAAUUACAUUCUUCCAGAAGGAGAAUAGUGAACGCAAGGAACUUAACCAGGCUUUGGAAACCAGAAAAGCAAACCGGCAAGCCAAGACAGCGGACACGGGAGCUAACCUGAAAAUCAGCUCGACCUCGGUCUUUACCUGGGAAGACGUCUGCUAUGAAGUACCAGUUCCAUCUGGAACUCGGCAACUGCUGAAUUCCGUUUACGGAUACGUUCAGCCCGGCAAACUGACUGCUCUGAUGGGCGCAUCCGGGGCUGGAAAGACCACACUGUUGGACGUUCUAGCCGCCCGAAAGAACAUUGGUGUUGUCUCCGGCGAUAUCCUGGUUGACGGCCAAGCCCCUGGAACGGCCUUCCAGCGAGGUACAUCCUAUGCUGAGCAGCUGGAUACUCACGAAGCAAUGGCAACCGUCCGAGAAGCUCUGCGCUUCUCCGCCGAUCUGCGUCAGCCAUUUGAAACGCCACGGUCGGAAAAGUACGAGUAUGUCGAAGAGAUCAUCAGCCUGCUCGAGUUGGAGAACUUGGCGGAUGCAAUUAUUGGAACCCCCGAGACCGGCCUUUCUGUUGAAGAACGGAAGAGGGUCACCAUCGGUGUUGAGCUGGCAGCCAAGCCUGAGCUUUUGCUGUUCCUUGAUGAGCCUACCUCUGGCCUAGAUAGUCAGUCUGCGUUCAAUAUUGUUCGAUUCUUGAAGAAACUCGCGGCGGCUGGCCAGGCUAUCCUCUGUACCAUUCAUCAGCCCAACUCUGCUCUCUUCGAGAACUUUGAUCGCCUGCUGCUUCUUCAGAAGGGUGGCGAGUGUGUCUACUUUGGAGACAUUGGCCCUGACUCUCACGUCUUGCUGGACUACUUCCGUCGCAACGGUGCUGAUUGUCCCCAUGAUGCUAACCCGGCUGAGUGGAUGCUUGAUGCCAUCGGUGCAGGCCAAACACGACGCCUCGGUGACCGCGACUGGGGUGAUGUGUGGCGUACUUCGCCGGAGCUUGAGGGAAUCAAGAAGGAGAUUGUUCAAAUCAAGUCAGAUCGGGCCCAGGCCGUCAUCCAGACGGCUCACCAAGGUCAGAACAUGGUCGAAAAAGAGUAUGCCUCUCCUCUGUGGCACCAGGUCAAGGUUGUCGGACGACGGACCCAUCUCUCUUUCUGGCGAUCUCGGAACUACGGGUUUACUCGGCUAUUCACUCACGUCGUUAUCGCCGUCAUCACCGGUCUGGCAUUCCUGAACCUCGAUGACUCUCGAUCCUCGCUUCAAUAUCGAAUCUUUGUCAUCUUCAACGUCACAGUGCUUCCCGCGAUCAUCCUUCAACAAGUCCAGCCUAAGUACGACAUGUCACGACUAAUCUUCUACCGUGAGUCUGCAUCCAAGACAUACAGUCAAUUCGCCUUUGCGUUCUCCAUUGUCAUGGCGGAGCUUCCAUACAGCAUCAUCUGUGCUGUCUGCUUCUUCUUGCCUUUGUACUACAUCCCAGGCUUUCAAUCAGCGAGCAGUCGUGCCGGAUACCAAUUCUUCAUGGUCCUUAUUACCGAGAUUUUCGCCGUGACCUUAGGCCAAAUGAUCUCGGCUCUGACACCCAACAGCUUCAUUGCAUCGCAACUCAAUCCCCCGGUUGUGAUCAUAUUCUCGCUCUUCUGCGGCGUCGCCAUUCCCAAACCCCAGAUGCCAAAAUUCUGGCGUUCUUGGCUCUACCAGCUUGACCCGUUCACUCGCUUGAUUGGCGGCAUGGUUGUUACGGAACUUCACGGACGCCCUGUUCAGUGCUCUGCUGGUGAAUUGAACUCGUUCCAAGCACCGGCUAAUCAGACCUGUGGCGAAUAUAUGCAGCCGUUCUUUGAGCGCGGGGGUAAUGGGUAUCUCCUCGAGAAUGCGACGCAGGCGUGCAAGUAUUGCGCGUAUAAGAUUGGAGAUGAGUUCUAUUCGGCUUUCAGCAUGGAUUUUGAUAACCGGUGGCGCGAUCUGGGCAUUUUCCUCGCGUUUGUGGGGUCGAAUCUGAUUAUUUUGUUCUUCGCGUCUCGGUUCUUGAACUUCAACCGAAGAUAGACGGUUGCAGGGUGAGACCAGAGAAGGGUACGAUCGGGAACCCAUCCAUUUUGGGAAAAUAAAAAAACACACUGCAUAUCUCGUAAUAGGAGGCAUAAGGAGAGGUUUCAACACGAAAGAAAAAGUUGGGGAUACUCUGCGAUGAAGAAAAAAAAGCUCCUGUCGCUUUCAUCCUUCCUAUUUCGGCUUAGUAUAUCCAUUGCUUUAAUAUAACAAAUCCGG